AAAAUGCCCGAACUCAAAACACUUCUUUUUCCAAGAUGGCGUCGAUGAAGGACAGCGACACUGGCCUGUGGCUUCACAACAAACUGGGCUCUACGGACGAGCUGUGGACGCCGCCGAGCAUCGCGUCGCUCCUCACCGUGUCCGUCAUCGACAACAUUCGCCUUUGCUUCUCGACUUUGUCGCCGCCCGUCAAGCUCAAGUUGCUCCUCGGGAUGCUGCAUCUCCCCCGGCGGACCGUGGACGAGAUGAAGGAGGCUCUCUCCGAGAUAAUCCAGCUGGCCACGGUGGACUCUGAGCCGUGGGUGCUGAUGGUCGCAGACAUUCUCAAGUCCUUCCCGGAGACAGGCUCCCUCAAUCUGGAUUUGGAGGAACAGAAUCCAAACGUGCAAGACAUCCUUGGCGAGCUCAGGGAGAAAGUUGCGGAGUGCGAGGCGUCCGCCAUGCUUCCCUUGGAAUGCCAGUACCUGAACAAGAGCGCGCUGACCACGCUGGUAGGACCCCUCACGCCCCCCGUGAAACAUUUCCAGCUGAAGAGGAAGCCCAAGAGCGCCACCCUCCGAGCCGAGCUGUUGCAGAAAUCCACAGAGACGGCACAGCAGCUGAAGAAGACUGCCGGGGUGCCUUUCCAUGCCAAAGGGAGAGGCUUGGUCAAAAAGAUUGACACUACCACCCCUCUCAAGGGGAUUCCCAAGGCCCCAUUUCGCAGCCCCACGGCUCCGAGCAUGUUCAGCCCCCCCAGCAACCGAGCGGCCAUCGCACCAGUGCGCACGCCCCUGCGCAAGGAGCGCGGGGUCAAGCUGCUGGACAUCAAAGAGCUCAACAUGGUGGGAGCCGGAAGGGAAGCCAAAAGGCGUCGGAAAACUUUGGACGCGGAAGCAGAAGAGAAAGCGGCCAAAGAAGAAGCGGUGGUGGAGAACACGACACCCGAUUAUGCCGCGGGCCUCGUCUCCGCACAGAAACUCGGGGCGCUGAACGAGAACCCGCUGCCGUCGACCAGCUACCUUCCGGCCACGCCCAGCAUGGUUCCUUCCUCCUCCUACAUUCCCAGCUCCGAGGCUCAGCCAGCGAACGCGGCCGGGUCCGGCUGGGACGCGCUGCAGUCGGCUCGACAGGCCGAGGAGCCGGUGGCGGCGGGCGCAGGCGCCCCCGCCGCCGCGCUCCCGGCCCAGUACAAGCAGAGGACACCCAUGUACAAUGCCGGCACGGCGGCCAACCCGGCCACCCCCGCCUCUCCCAGCACACCGGCCUCCACGCCGGCCAGCAACGGGCCGGCGGCGGCCGCCACCGCCGGCCAACCCGAGACGCCCGCUCAGCACCCAGCCGCGCCUCAGACGCCCACGCCUCCGCAACCUCAGCCCAAGAAGAAUCUCUCGCUGACGAGGGACCAGAUGUAUGCAGCUCAGGAGAUGUUCAAGACGGCCAACAAGGUGACCAGACCAGAGAAGGCCCUUAUCUUGGGAUUCAUGGCGGGAUCCAGAGAGAACCCAUGCCCGGAGCAGGGGGACGUCAUCCAGAUCAAGCUGAGCGAGCACACCGAGGUGUUGCCCAAAGCGGACGGCACGGGCAGCACCACCAUGCUGGUGGACACCGUUUUCGAAAUGAACUAUUCCACGGGUCAAUGGACCCGACUGAAAAAGUACAAGCCCAUCACCAACACCUCCUGAGAGGUACCACAGGUGGACUCCACUCGAUCACAUUCACAAGUUGCCGUUUGGGCCGAAACGAGCACCCGGGGAGAGAAGGUCGUUCCUCCUGCGCACGUGCAGAAUAUAGUUUCAUUCGUUUGGCCUUCUCAUUUAGUUUUGGUCACAGCGGGA
Syngnathus acus (greater pipefish) is the source of this 1817-nucleotide messenger RNA. RefSeq names its product negative elongation factor complex member A (gene nelfa). NCBI's taxonomy places the organism in Eukaryota, Metazoa, Chordata, Actinopteri, Syngnathiformes, Syngnathidae. The transcript is spliced from 11 exons. Gene Ontology annotation, biological process: negative regulation of transcription elongation by RNA polymerase II. Gene Ontology annotation, cellular component: NELF complex. The record is from RefSeq and is a predicted model, not a curated record. The coding region runs from base 36 to 1664 and encodes 542 amino acids.